Phanerochaete carnosa HHB-10118-sp is the source of this 514-nucleotide messenger RNA. RefSeq lists its product as uncharacterized. The transcript has a single exon. The record is from RefSeq and is a predicted model, not a curated record. NCBI's taxonomy places the organism in Eukaryota, Fungi, Basidiomycota, Agaricomycetes, Polyporales, Phanerochaetaceae. Bases 195 to 392 code for a protein of 65 amino acids.
GCGCGGUUCCACUAGCAUAAGGCUCUGUUCCACUGUAGUCGAGCUGGCAUCUCAUUCUCCAACUCGGUGUUAUUUUGCGGAAAGGAUCCUCCUCGUUCGUCGGCGAGAGGCAGAGAGCUCGUUCUUCCAUCUUCAUACAUCUCUCCACUACUGUUGAAAUUCGACGGAUGUCGUAGCCCGAUCCGGUGUUGGCAAUGCGUGAUUGUCGUGUUUACCUCGUGGCACGGCAAUUGUCCAAUAGCGCACAACAACGUUUCCAUCCCUGCACGUCAACCUCAGAAAGCUAUGCCCUUUUGUACAAACUGCUUGUGAUCCUGGCUUUAUUACUGAUUCUGACCCAACAGAUUGCCGUCCAGGCAUUACUCCGCAAAGUCCGAUGGGGAGACUACUAAUAGUGUGGUAGCCUGGGGCCUGAUCUUAAGUAUUUGUUGUUGAAGGACAUGGCGUUUGGGUUUGCCAGCAUAUCCCGUAACCUCGUUCCGAUACAGCUGAUUAUAAAACAAUCUGCCAGCUC